AUGACUACAUCAAUCCUCUCUCCUCCUGUGCCACUGCUGUGUCCAUCCGUGGAGCUUCACCAAGGCUCGCUACCCUAUACCCUGGAUGAUCUUGUCGGUGAUAUCAAGGCACAUCUCGGUGAAUCUGGAGGCAUUGGAUAUGCCAAUAUCAACUCAGACUACUUAAUGUCUCUUGCUCAAAAAUACAAUUCCAACCCCAAUGACUGGGCGCGUUACUACCACAACUGUGCCGAGAAAAGCUAUACCCGAAACACAAUUGAGAAUAUCAACUCAAGGGCCAACAUUCUUCUCCUCGUGUGGAAUCCAGGAAAGGGAUCACCUGUGCACGAUCACGCCAACGCGCACUGUGUUCUGAAGGUGUUGGCUGGCGAGUUGACAGAGACGAUCUACAAUACCCCUGAGGAUGAAGGCCAUCCCCUGCGCGUCAAGAAACAAUCGACGUACCACACAGACCAGGUGACAUACAUGUCGGAUGAGAUUGGGCUUCACCGUGUGCACAAUCCACAUCCCACACAAGUCGCUGUGUCCCUGCACCUCUACACCCCUCCGAAUGCUGCCGAUAUCGGGUACAAUGUCUUCGACGAAGCCACCGGAAAAGCGAGUUUUAUUGCUCAGGCAAAGUCGCUGAGCCCAGGCAGGAGCUAA
Molecule: messenger RNA, 645 nt
Organism: Clonostachys rhizophaga
Lineage: Eukaryota; Fungi; Ascomycota; Sordariomycetes; Hypocreales; Bionectriaceae
Source: the annotation of a GenBank genome assembly